AUGUCAGAGCCUUCGAUUGAUUUGACAACAACAAUUGCGACAUUUUUUAUUAGUAGUUCUCCUAUCGGUCAAGAAACAAUAACGAAUUCUUCAUGGAUGAAUGAGACGAAAAUUUCAUCAACAUCGGAUGCACCUCCAUCACUCUUCGCAGGUUUUAUUGGUUGUCUAGUUGCGUCGGUCUUCUUCGGUUCGAAUUUUGUUCCCGUAAAACAGUAUUCUACCGGAGACGGUUUCUUCUUUCAAUUUGUCUACUGUGUUUCGGUCUGGGUUGUUGGUCUUGUACUUGAUCUUUUUUUAGACAAUCAACGAUUCUAUCCACUCGUACUUAUUGGAGGCGCACUGUGGGCAACUGGCAAUCUUGUCACGGUGUUUUGUAUCAAGACAUGUGGCUUAGCUGUUGGUCUCUUGAUUUGGAGCACGACUUGUUUGAUCAUGGGUUGGGCAGGUGGUCGCUUCGGUAUAUUUGGUGUCAAACCACAAAUUCCAUCGACACCAUUGAAACUAACCAUAAAUUAUGCAUCAGUCAUAUUGGCUGCGAUAAGUGCCAUCUUCUUUAUUCUAAUCAAGUCUAACAAUACAUCACCCAAGCCAAGUGAAGAUUCCAGACCAGAUGAAGAAGUCACAGUAGAACUGGAGAAGAAAUCGGAUACCAAUCAAGUAACAGUCGAAAUAAUAGAUAAAAUGAUUUGUUUGUUUUUAUUAUUACUUACGAUAUCUAAUACGAAACAAUUUGAUCUCGAAACAUGUCGAUAUCCAUUGGGUAUUGAAACAGGAAAAAUAUUAGAUUCAGCUUUUUCAUCAAGUAGUUAUGCUCGAGAAAGUACAACAGCAUCUAAAGCAAGAAUUCGAAGUGAAACAGAUGGAUGGUGUCCAUUAAAUCGAAUUUCAUCAACAACAUAUGAAUAUAUACAAAUUGAUUUAGUUAAUUUAACUGUUAUUACACUUAUUGAACUUCAAGGAAAAUUUAGUUUAAUACCAAAUGAACAAUUUGCCGAUGCAUUUCGGAUUGAAUAUAGACGAGAAAAUGAACAAAAAUGGAUUAAAUAUAAAUAUUUCUCUGGACAAUAUAUUUUAAGUGGAAGUUCAAAUAGUUAUAUACCAACCAUACGUGAUUUACUUCCAUCAAUUAUUGCACGACAAAUUCGUAUUAUACCAAUUGUUACUGGAUCUUUAUCAAAAUAUAUUUGUAUGCGUUUAGAACUCUAUGGUUGUUCUUAUCAAGAUGGAUUGAUAUCAUAUUCAAUACCUCAAGGUGAUAAACGUGGUUAUGAUGCACAAUUUUUUGAUGAAACAUAUGAUGGACAAAAUGAUAAUGGAAUAUUGAAAGAUGGUCUUGGUCAAUUAACUGAUGGAAUCUUAGCUCAUGAUGAUUAUCGUUUAAAAGAUAAUGUUCAAGGUAUAGGUCAAAUUGGUUAUGAUUGGAUUGGUUGGAAAAGAAAAUCAUUAUCAUUAAUAUCAUAUGUAAAUCUUAUUUUUCAUUUUGAUACUAUUCGAAAUUUUACAUCAAUUCGUAUUCAUACAUCAAAUUUAUAUAUACGUGAUAUAUAUUUAUUUUAUUCAAUAACAAUUAAAAAUUGUCAAGAGAAAAAUAUUAAAAAUAAUCAUCAAAUAUAUUUAAUUAUAUCAAAUGAUUAUAUAAAUACUAGUGCUAGAUUUAUUCAUAUUUCUUUUAUUGAUAAAAAUACUUUUAUUAUAAGUAAUUGUUUAAAUAUAAUAUUAACAUUUAAUAAUAGAAGUAAAUGGAUAUUAAUUAGUGAAAUUCAAUUUGAUUCUUUACCAAUAAAUAUUAAUAUUUCGAAAUUAGUAACAAUUAAAAAAAUUAAUAAUCAUUUACCAAAUUUAAUAGAUACUUAUAUUUCAACUGUUCACUACUGGCUUUGGUCAAUUUUGGCAUUAAGUUUUAUAAUUCUUUUUAUAUUUUUAUUAAUAUACACUUAUAUUCGUUGGACUCAAACAUAUCAACAACAAAACAAAUUUUGCAAUAUAACAAAUCGUUUGAAAUUUGGUUCAACUUAUCGAGCAAUACCACGAAUGGGUUCUUGUAUUAAUAAUAGAAAUACUUCAUAUAUACCAUCAAUAUCAAAUAAUGAUAUUCAUCAUUAUUUAAUUAUUUCAACAAAUAAUACAUCAAAAAGUAUGAAUAAUUCAGAUUUUAGUCCAACAACAAUGUCAACUAUUUAUCAAUCAAGUAUUAUUGAUCCAUAUUUAACUGCUAUAUCAAAUGAUACACCGACAUUGAUAACAAAUCCUUACUCUUCGAUUGAUAUGUAUACUAGUUCAUUAUCUGAUACACCACUUAGUAUAGAGAAUACAAUAAAAAAUAUUCAAGGUCCAUGUGGUAAUAGUACAUAUGAAUCUUUAAUUUCAUUAAAUGAUUCUCAAUCGACAAUAUUUAUACCACGUAUUAAUAAUAAAGAAUUAAUUAUUGAACAACCUUAUUCAACAAUUAAUGGAUGUUUUGGAACAAUUUUUCAAGGUUAUCUUUAUGUUCAUCAUUCAAAUGAUAAUCUUAAACGAAUUCUUAUUAAAAUUUUAACAACUAAUGAUAAAAAUCAAAAAGAAUUAUUUGAUAAAGAACAUUUCUUACUUAAUGAUCUUAAUCAUCCAAAUAUAGUUCAAUUUUAUGGUUAUACAAUUGAACAAAAUUAUGCUCUUAUUGAACAUAGUGAUUUAAAUGAUCUUUAUACAUAUUUAUUAACAUCAAAAAAUAUAUCAAAAAAUCUUCGUCUUCAUUAUAUGACUCAAUUAUCAAAUGCUCUUUAUUAUCUUGAAUCUCAUCAUAUAAUACAUCGUGAUAUAGCUGCACGAAAUUGUUUAAUUUAUAAAAAUUAUAAAAUUAAAUUAACAAAUUCAGCUAUGGCAUCUGAACAAUUUCAAUUACAUUAUUAUAAAAUUAAUCAUAUUCAAUUACCUAUUCGAUGGAUGGCACCUGAAUCUAUUUCAAAUAAUCAAUUUACAUCUCAAUCAGAUAUAUGGUCAUUUGGUAUAACACUUUGGGAAGUAAUGACAAAUUGUAUAACAUUACCUUAUAGUUUAUUAAAUGAUGAACAAGUUUAUCAAAGAUUAAAAUCAGCAAACGAUUUACAUUUAUCUAAACCAGAAUGUUUAAGUAAAGAACUUAUUGAUUUAAUGCUUGAAUGUUGGCGUCCUUAUAAUGAACGACCAAAAUUUCAAGAAAUCUAUACCUUUUUAAAUAAACGUCUUUAUGGGAUGAAUAUUGUUUGA
This is a messenger RNA of Rotaria sordida, 3225 nucleotides long. Lineage: Eukaryota; Metazoa; Rotifera; Eurotatoria; Philodinida; Philodinidae. The record is from the annotation of a GenBank genome assembly.